Messenger RNA from Mesoplodon densirostris (Blainville's beaked whale), 4056 nucleotides. RefSeq names its product proline rich and Gla domain 4 (gene PRRG4). NCBI's taxonomy places the organism in Eukaryota, Metazoa, Chordata, Mammalia, Artiodactyla, Ziphiidae. Bases 141 to 824 code for a protein of 227 amino acids. Gene Ontology annotation, molecular function: calcium ion binding. Gene Ontology annotation, cellular component: extracellular region. The transcript is spliced from 6 exons. The record is from RefSeq and is a predicted model, not a curated record.
GCCAAGGCGGGGCCAGAACUGGCUACGGGCGGCCAGGCUAGCCCAGGGCUCAGGGCAGGAGCGGCGGCGGCGACAGCGACAGCGAGGGACGGCUCCCCGGACACGCCUGCCAACUGCCCGCCCGCCUCAGUUGCCAGACUAUGUUUACACUCCUGGUGCUACUCAGCCAACUGCGCAUACUUACCUUCGCGUUCCCUCAUCGCACAAGAAGUCCAGAGGAGUCUAGGCAUGCGGGAGAAGAAGUCUUUACAUCAAAAGAAGAAGCAAACUUGUUCAUACGUAGACACCUCCUAUAUAAUAGAUUUGAUUUGGAGCUCUUCACUCCCGGUGACCUAGAAAGAGAAUGCAGAGAAGAACUUUGUAAUUAUGAGGAAGCCAGAGAAAUUUUUGUGGAUGAAGAUAAAACGAUGACAUUUUGGCAAGAAUAUUCAAUUAAAGGACCAACCACAAAAUCAGAUGCUAACAGAGAGAAAAUCGAUGUUAUGGGCCUUCUGACUGGACUAAUUGCUGCUGGAGUAUUUUUGGUUAUUUUUGGAUUACUUGGUUACUAUCUUUGUAUCACUAAGUGUAACAGGCAACAACAUCCAGGUUCUUCAGCCACCUACGCAAGAAGCGGCAGACACACUCCCUCCAUCAUUUUCAGAAGACCUGAGGAGGCUGUCUUGUCUCCAUUGCCACCUUCAGUGGAGGACACAGGGUUACCUUCUUAUGAACAGGCAAUGGCACUGACCAGAAAACACAAUGUUUCACCGCCACCACCAUAUCCUGGGCCAGCAAAAGGGUUUAGGGUAUUUAAAAAAUCUAUGUCACUCCCAUCUCACUAAGCCCACCUUGUUGUCUUCGUGAUAUAGGACAUUCACAUUAUUUAAAUGGUUUGUUUUCCCUGAACCAAAAAGACAUGUCAAUUCAGCCCUUUAUGACAAACUGCAGAGAGUAAAGGAGGAAUAAGCACGUGUACUAUGCCACUGGAGAUCUGUUAGCAUCCUGGACCUGAACUUGAUCAUAAUCAGCUGGAUAAGGAACUUUGUAUCUUUGCAGUUAAGAAGAGAGCACUUUUUUGUUCCUUUUAAUGGUUCAAAAAAUCUGUUAUGGAUGUCACAGCUACAACUGGGAUAUCUGUAUCCUCUGUACAGAAAAAGUUUGUAGAUUUCUUGUAUUGAAUACUAAAAAGGUAAGAAUUUCUAAUUGUUAGAUUAUCCCAAGUCAUAAUAUUUGACCUACUCUUUUUUUAGGAUUUCUUUUUGUUUGGAAAUACUUCACAGAAUUUGGCAUUUAAAUAUAAAUUGGUGGCCUUUAUAUAAUCACUUGUUUUUUUAUUUUAAAUUAUUGCAUAGCAUUCACCAUAUUUUGCACGUUUUUAUUAUGAACUCUUGCUAUCAGUCAUGUUUUAUUAUGGGGAGUGGGGUCAAUAGUUUUCUUUAAAAAAAAAAACAAAACAAACACUUGCUAGAGAGUUAGUUCUUCAGAGGGAACAGGGUUGCAAUGUUACGGAUUUGCAAGGGUUGUUAUACCACCAAAUAAAGAUACAGGCCUCAAAUCUAGGAGUGACAACUUGAUAAGUUGUGCAUAUUAAUGAUGAGUAGACACACCCAUUUUCAUUGUUACGUUAUCUGUAUCUGACUAUAACUAUUAAUCUGGAAAAUUUGUUGAAUUUUAUAAAUAAUAGUUUGAGAACCUGGAAGAAGUAACUUACUUUUCUGCUAUCAAAAUAAUAUUGAUUAAAGUUACCAGCAACCCCCUGUAUCUCUUAAUGUCUAGACACAGAACACCAUAGGUAAUCAUUUUGACCUAUAUUUUGUAUUUUCUUCUAAUUGUAUAUAUGACCAAUCUCCCCUUAAGAACAUAGUAGAGUAUAAGCUAUAAACUUCUAGAAUGAAUGUUUGUGCACAAAUUUAUUUGAGUGGGUGUGUACGUAUAUGUGAAUUUGUUUCCUCUUUGCAGGAGCUCAAAAAAAAAACCAUACUCCUGAGAAAUAGAAAAUUCUGUUCUUUAUGUUUUUUGCCAGGCGUUGCUUUUUUCCUAUUUAAGACCAUUUAUAAAAUUGUAUUUUGUUUUAUAAUUUUUACAGAGGUGAGAUUAAAACUCACAUGCAUUUGAUAAUUCCUUCCAAAUUAAAUGUUUAGAAAAUAUAAAUCAUAUUAUACUGUGUGUUUGGGUGUAUGUCUCUCUUUUAAGACAGCAUGAUCUUAAUGCAGAUAAAAGAAAGAUCUUAAUCAUUAUAGACUGCUACAGACUUUACCUUUUAUAUUUUCAGAGUCUCUUUGGUUGCGUGUUACAAAGAAAUCAUCUGGCAACAUUUAGAUAUAAUUAGGAAGAAGUCUUUUUAAAGUCACCUACAUUACCUAUAAAAAUUUUACUAUUUGUCAUACCUUGCCUUACAUAAGCACUUUUUCUCAUGUAACUUUGCACUUUGCCCUUAUUUUAAUCCUCUUUAAAAGGUCGGAGGCAAACUCUAUUCACUUUAGCAAUCACACUGAGGCAUAGAAGGAUAGCUUGACCAAAAUCUAACAUGUUGAUGAGAGCUAGGUUUAGAAUGAGCAAGCACACUUUUCUAGGCCCAUCUCAUACCUAUAGAAUUACACUGUCUCAAAUUAUGAAAUUAUAAAAUAGAGACAAUUCUAAGUCUGUAUGAGAAAUGUAUAAACAUUUGUCAUAUAUACAUAAAUGUAUAUAGGUGCAUAUAUUACAUAUCUGUAUAUGUAUUCCCACACAUGUGCUUCUUAGGAUGAAUAAAAAUAUAAGAUAUGAUAUAUCUUUUAUUGAAUCACAAUUUGAAAUAUUCCAUGAACUUGUUUACUCCCAUUGACUCACAAGAAUCUAACUGCAAAUCUAGCUUCAGAGCCUGUGACAACCCCUGUCACCCCAGCAGUAGCCUAGAUUUGUCAUGUGCCAUCAUUAAGUGUGAAACUUGCUCUGACUUGAACAAAUCUAGAAUUUAUCAUUAAGAUAAUGAAAUAACUGGUAUUUGUAGAGCAUCCAAUGUUGAGCUCAUAAUACUUUAAAUAUAAAAAAGAAAAUGUGAUAGAACCAUAAUCAACAAAUACUUAUAAUAAUUAAAAGGAAAAUAUCAAUAUAAAAUUAUUGACACAUUUCUGUCCCAUUCAAGCUUUUCUAUUCCUUGUAUACUUUUGGUGGUGGGUUUUCUGGUUUGAUUAAUUUGUUUUGUUUGUGCUUCUUCCCUGGGUAACUGAUUAGUGUUAACCAUUAAAUCUAUUUUUGACACAAAGCUUUCUAGUUAGGUAGAUCAGUUUUCCCCUCUAUCACAAUCAGGAAAUGAAUGUAAUAUGGGUAUGAAAAGGGAAUAAACCUAGAAAAAGACAAAUACACAUUAAUAGGGUUAUGCCUUCAGUAGGCUAGAUAAUUCUACACAGAAUAUUCUCUUUUCAAGAUGAAAAAAAUCAAAGAGAGCACAAAUUAUGACUGUGUCAAAGUUUUGCAUCUGUUAAUAUUGUGCCCUCUGAGUGAUUAUACAGAGCUGGGUGAUAAUUCUCAGAACAAUUAAAAACUAGAGCAACAGCGUCCUCUGUGUCUGGUUUCCUGUUUGCCUAUAAAAUUCUAAUCAUUUUUUCCUAUUUCUCAGAUAAGUUAUGUAUGUGUGUACUUUUCCUAUAUGUACAAGAGAAUUUUUUAGUGAGAAAAAGUUUGUUAGUGCUGUUUAAAAGCUUAAUUUCAUAUUAUUCAUUUUCCUUUUGUUCUAACUGAAUGUGAAAUAAAUUAGUUACCAGUUUGAUUUGAAAUGUUGUAUGUGACAUUUAUACUACUAGAAGAGUGUCUAGAAUUUCUGUAAUUUUUUUAAAAACUAGAUUCUUUUGUAGAUCCUGCCUGUGUAGCAUUUGGAACACUAUGACAUAUAAUGAUGCCUUCAAUCUUCUGUAUUGUGUCUUUCCUUCAACAUUUUUUGUUGUUUACAGAUGUUUCCCUAACAGUUCAAGAGUUUAAGGCAAUUCAGUACAAAUUUAUCAGCAUUUUCAUUAUCUGGAAAAAGCAACCCAUUUUUUGAAUACAUAUUUUUCCUACAGGUUUGAUUAUAUUUUGGUUUUAACGGAUUUGUUAUCA